GACAAUCUGGCGGAAGGCAGCGUUCAGGCGGAAAAGCUCUCCCCAGGAGCGGAGGGGUCCUCGUUUUGUUUUCUGCAGCCCGGAUCUAAAGCCAAGCGAAGCCCUUCUCUGGUCCCGUCGCCAUCCUGCUCUGCAAUCGCCCUCCUCCGCUCGUAACCAGCACUGCUUCUUCUCUUGAGCGGGCAUCUUUCAGGGUCCUUCGGCUGUGUUGCACAGCCCACAUGGUUUUGCACGUGGGCUCCAAGAGUUUCAUAGCCAACCGGAUCCCCUUCGGGUGUAGACUGGAGUGAGAAGGGUGAGAAGUUGGGAACGGAGCUGUCACAGAAAAUGCAGCGCAAGAAAGUGGAUAAUCGUCUUCGGAUCCAAAUCGAGAAUGGAGUGGCUGAGCGGCAUAGGACGCUGUUUGUUAUAGUGGGGGACCGUGGCAAAGAUCAGGUGGUCAUACUUCAUCAUAUGUUGUCUAAAGCAGCUGUAAAGGCUAGACCCACAGUGUUGUGGUGUUACAAGAAAGAGCUGGGCUUUAGCAGCCACCGUAAAAAAAGAAUGAGACAGUUGCAGAAGAAAAUUAAAACUGGAAUGUUAGAUCUAAAGCAAGAUGACCCCUUUGAGUUGUUUGUAGCAGCCACAAACAUUCGGUAUUGUUACUACAAUGAGACACACAAAAUUCUUGGGAAUACUUUUGGCAUGUGUGUACUCCAGGACUUUGAAGCCUUGACUCCAAAUCUCCUAGCUCGAACAAUUGAAACUGUGGAAGGGGGAGGCAUUAUUGCAAUUCUUCUGAGAACAAUGAAUUCCCUGAAGCAGCUUUACACAAUGACCAUGGAUGUCCACUCCCGCUAUAGAACAGAGGCGCAUCAGGAUGUGGUUGGCAGAUUUAAUGAAAGGUUCAUUCUGUCUCUGGCCUCUUGCAAAACCUGCAUAGUUGUUGAUGAUCAGCUGAAUAUCCUCCCAAUCUCUAGUCACGUUGCAAACAUUUCAGCUAUUCCACCCCGGUCACAGGAAGAGAGCCAAAGCCCUCAUGAUGUGGAACUGAAGGAGUUAAAGGAGAGCUUACAGGACACGCAGCCGGUUGGCACCUUGGUUGAUACUUGUAAAACACUGGAUCAGGCGAAAGCAGUCCUGAAGUUCAUUGAAGCCAUUUCUGAGAAGACCCUCAGAAGCACUGUGGCUUUAACAGCUGCCAGGGGCCGUGGGAAAUCAGCGGCUUUGGGAUUGGCAAUAGCUGGAGCAGUGGCUUUUGGCUAUUCCAACAUUUUUGUCACAUCUCCAAGUCCAGAUAAUCUUCACACCCUGUUUGAAUUUGUAUUUAAAGGCUUUGAUGCUCUACAGUACCAGGAACAUCUGGAUUAUGAGAUUAUUCAGUCCCUCAACCCUGAAUUCAGCAAAGCCGUUGUCAGAGUCAAUGUGUUCCGAGAACAUCGACAGACGAUCCAGUAUAUCCACCCCGCAGAUGCUGUGAAAUUGGGGCAGGCUGAACUUGUGGUGAUCGAUGAAGCUGCUGCCAUUCCCCUUCCUUUGGUGAAAAACCUGUUGGGUCCUUAUCUGGUCUUCAUGGCUUCUACAAUCAAUGGAUAUGAAGGCACCGGCCGAUCCUUGUCAUUGAAACUGAUCCAGCAGUUACGACAGGAGAGUGCACAGGCCCAAGCCAGUGUAACUGCAGAGAACAAAACAACAACUACAGCUAAACUCUCCUCAGCCCGUACAUUGCAUGAAGUUUCCCUUCAAGAAUCCAUUAGAUAUGCUCCAGGAGAUCCUGUUGAAAAGUGGCUGAAUGACUUGCUAUGCUUGGACUGUCUCAACAUCACAAGAAUAAUAUCUGGUUGCCCAUUGCCUGAAACCUGUGAUUUAUACUAUGUGAACAGAGACACUCUGUUCUGUUAUCAUAGAGCAUCAGAAACUUUUCUUCAGAGAUUAAUGGCCCUGUAUGUGGCUUCUCACUACAAGAAUUCUCCUAAUGACCUCCAGAUGCUUUCAGAUGCUCCAGCCCAUCAUCUCUUCUGCCUUUUGCCACCAGUCCCACCUACUCAGAAUUCCUUGCCAGAAGUGCUUGCUGUUGUUCAGGUAUGUUUGGAGGGCGAGAUCUCACGACAGUCUAUUAUGAACAGCCUGUCUAGAGGGAAGAAAGCCUCAGGAGAUCUCAUUCCAUGGAAUAUCUCAGAGCAGUUCCAAGAUCCUGAUUUUGGGAGCCUCUCUGGUGCAAGAAUUGUUCGCAUUGCAGUCCACCCUGAUUACCAAGCGAUGGGUUAUGGUAGCCGAGCUUUGCGUUUGCUCCAGAUGUAUUUUGAAGGCAAAUUUCCUUGUUUGGAAGAAAAGGUUAUUCAGAAGCCAAGAGAAAUUGCUACUGUGAGCAGCGAGGCUGUCAGCUUAUUAGAAGAAGCUGUGAUGCCUCGGAAGGAUUUGCCACCUCUGCUUCUCAAGCUGAGUGAGAGACAAGCUGAGAAUCUGGACUACCUUGGGGUGUCUUAUGGCUUGACACCAAGGCUUCUCAAAUUUUGGAAGCGGGGUGGAUUUGUGCCAGUCUAUUUGAGGCAGACUCCAAAUGAUCUGACUGGGGAACACUCAUGCAUUAUGCUGAAGAUGCUGAAUGAAGAAGAAGAGAACACAGAGGAGAGCUGGCUCACUGCUUUUUGGAAAGAUUUCAGGAGGAGAUUUUUGUCUCUCUUGUCUUACCAGUUCAGCACUUUCUCCCCAUCAUUAGCUUUGAACAUAUUGCAAAACAGGAAUGUCAAGCAACAAUCACAAUCCUCUCUCAGCCGUAAUGAGCUAGAAGCUGUCUUCAUCCCUUAUGACCUGAAGAGACUGGAGAUGUACUCAAGAAACAUGGUGGACUAUCACUUGAUCAUGGACAUGAUCCCAAGUAUUUCUAGGAUGUAUUUUCUCAACCAGUUUGGAGAUAUGACUCUUUCUGCUACACAAUCUGCUCUUCUUCUUGGAAUUGGUCUCCAGCACAAAUCUUUGGACCAGUUGGAGAAAGAGAUAGGACUACCUAGUAGCCAGCUAAUGGGCCUCUUCAAUAGGACCAUCCGCAAAGUUGUUCAGUUGUUCAACAGUAUCCAGGAGAAGGCUGUUGCGGAGCAAAUGGCAGUAAUGAAAGAAGUUGUAAUGGAACCAACCCUGAAAUCUUUAAAUGAAGAUUUGGAGGAAGCAGCUAAAGAAUUUCAGGAGAAACAUAAGAAUGAUAUUGGCAAGCUGAAAGACCUGGACCUUUCACAAUACGUAAUCCGGGGGGAUGAUGAAGAAUGGAACGAGGUGCUGAGUAAAGCAGGACAGAAUGCAUCUGUGGUCAGCCUGAAGAGUGACAAGAAGAGAAAAUCAGAAGUCACCGUAGGACCAAGACAGGAGAAGAAAUUUAAGAAAACAAACCCAAGGCUGAAGUUGAAGAAAUGAUUAAAAAGAAGGG
Messenger RNA from Candoia aspera, 3400 nucleotides. RefSeq names its product N-acetyltransferase 10 (gene NAT10). The record is from RefSeq and is a predicted model, not a curated record. The transcript has 29 exons. NCBI's taxonomy places the organism in Eukaryota, Metazoa, Chordata, Lepidosauria, Squamata, Candoiidae. Bases 328 to 3387 code for a protein of 1019 amino acids. Gene Ontology annotation, cellular component: 90S preribosome; nucleolus. Gene Ontology annotation, molecular function: ATP binding; 18S rRNA cytidine N-acetyltransferase activity; tRNA binding. Gene Ontology annotation, biological process: rRNA acetylation involved in maturation of SSU-rRNA.